CACGGGACGACGCGUUCCCCGGGCUGCCUGCGCGGUUUCGCGCGCAGAAGACGCGUCUGCGGUCGUCCGGGCUGCCCGCAGAGGCCCUUUUGAAUGAACUGUCGAGAGCGGGCUGCAGACGCGCUUCAGAGGCCUCCCGCGCUCUCGAACUGCGCGGAGACAGUGACGUAGUGGCCUAGGGUUCGGAGGCUGGACGCGUUUAGGGUUGCGUCUCGGAGCCGAUGGCUCAGAUAGGCAACAUCACUACACUUUCCUUCCUCUCUCUCGUCUUCUCCAGACCGUCUUUGUCUCCAGCCAACAUAAUCGUGCCUUGAGCCCUCUUCUCCCCUGCCCUCCCCGCCCGCAAUGAUCCGCCGGCAGCUCCUCCUCGCUCCGCGCUUUGCGCGUCCCCUCUAUCGCUGCUACUCUUCCAUCGUGCCUCCUGCUCCGCUCUCCAAAGAUGAGAUUGUUGCCCGAUACAAAGAGAAGCUCGCCCAGGUCAUGAAAGAGAAAGGUGCCUCUUCCGUUGAUGAGCUCCGCGAGCACUUCAAAGACGAGAUCGUCAAAGUCCGAGAGCGCGAGAAAAUACCUCCACCUUUCUCAAUCAAAUCAACCUCUUCCGAGAGCGAUCCAUCCUCCUCAUCACCAUCAUCGACCGUCUCCUCAUCCUCCUCAACUCCGUCACAAUCGUCUCCUGCACCCCCUAACAUUCCCAAAGUCCCCAAGGCGAAAAAAAUCAAAAAUUUAUCUUCCUUCGUCGACGUCGAAAAACUUGCCCAGCACACCGAAAAGAAAGAGAUUGAGCUAAUUUGGCGGGCGCGCUUCGCCAACAAGCCUAACGCACUCUGUGCUGUCCUCACAGUAGAAGCCUUCAACAAAAUCAGGAGCAAUGCGCGACGAUAUCCGAUGUUCAUCCUUCCCCUGCCGCGCGAUGCCACCAGUGGUCUCCACGCUGUCGAGAAUCCUGACGGUGCCUCUGAGAUGCAAUUCGUUCAAUGGACCUUCCCCGAAAAGGACACGGUCCAUUGCUUGCUGACUUCUCUGCUCGAGUACAAGCUGCACACCGAAUUUGCCCGGCCCCACACUACUCUUAUCUUCCAUGCCGAUCUCGCCGAAUCUCAUGAUCUCGUUCUCCUCAAUGGCACUGUCGAGCCCGAUAUGAACAUAUCUUCCGCAGACGCCCAAUUCCUUGUCAUCUGCCUGCAGAAGUUCUACAAUCUGGACCCACGCACCGAAACCGAUCGCUACGCUCGCGAGAAAGCUCUCCGUCGUCUGUUGCUGCUCGAACUAUUCCAUAAAGGCGAGGGCUUCAACAUAAGCGAUCUCAUUAACGAGACACAAAUGGCCGACUAAGAACCUCUACUACACAGAUAUCUAUCUAUUGUACAUAUUAAUACCAAUUUAAUGAAAAUCUUACCCAAACUUCUACAAAAUCUCAAACAUGAAAGCCCAAAUCAGUAACCCUAACAUCAA
This is a messenger RNA of Myxozyma melibiosi, 1452 nucleotides long. Its product is annotated as ATP11 protein-domain-containing protein. Gene Ontology annotation, biological process: mitochondrial proton-transporting ATP synthase complex assembly. The record is from RefSeq and is a predicted model, not a curated record. Gene Ontology annotation, cellular component: mitochondrion. The transcript has 2 exons. Lineage: Eukaryota; Fungi; Ascomycota; Lipomycetes; Lipomycetales; Lipomycetaceae. Bases 346 to 1332 code for a protein of 328 amino acids.